Paracoccidioides brasiliensis Pb18 is the source of this 900-nucleotide messenger RNA. RefSeq lists its product as uncharacterized. The coding region runs from base 1 to 900 and encodes 299 amino acids. Gene Ontology annotation, cellular component: cytoplasm. The record is from RefSeq and is a predicted model, not a curated record. Gene Ontology annotation, molecular function: protein binding. The transcript has 5 exons.
AUGGACAAAGUACAGGCCUUUGGGAAGAACAUCAGUGCGUCGUUUACCCCUUUCGCCGCCCGCACCCAGCAAUAUGUAAAGGAACAACUUGGACAGGUGGAAGAGAAGACACAACUUCCCGAUGACUAUAUCCAACUCGAGAAGCGCGUGGAUGCGUUGAAGCUAGUACAUCAGAAGCUCUUGCAGGUUACCUCCCAAUACUCGCAUGAAGCAUAUGAUUACCCUCCCAAUAUCCGGGAGUCCUUCAAUGACCUUGGCCGCACAAUCAGCGAGAAAGUCCAACUUCUCUCCCAUGCCACCUCCCCGGCUGAGGCCCAGGCUGCCCUCACGGCUCCCCCAUCCGCCAAACCACAGCCCAAAACUCUCAGCCAUGCCAUCGCCCGUGCCUCGUUGGCCGGCUCUCAUCUAAUCUCCCAGGCCCAUUCUGGUGGUUCAGAGGACCCUCUUGCCAUCGGCUUGGAGAAAUAUGCACUUGCCUCAGAACGGGUUGGCGAGGCACGACUGACCCAGGAUGCUCAGAUCCAGAGCCGGUUCCUGGCCGGGUGGAAUACCACGCUGAACACCAACUUGAUGUUCGCAGCCAAGGCCCGCAAGAACGUUGAGAAUGCGAGGUUGAUGCUUGAUUCGAUUAAGGCCAGCAAGGGUGUCUCGAAGGGAGAUUUGAACCACCUCAGUGAAGAAGAUCGGGCUGAGAUUGAGCAGGCGGAAGAUGAGUUUGUUGGCCAAACUGAAGAGGCUGUCGGAGUGAUGAAGAAUGUUUUGGAUACACCCGAACCCCUCCGGAAUUUGGCCGACCUGAUCGCCGCUCAGUUGGAGUAUCACAAGAAGUCAUACGAGAUCCUCAGCGAACUUGCGCCAGUGGUCGACGGGUUGCAAGUUGAACAAGAGGUUCGUGAUUAG